AUGGAUAGGAUGAUCCCAUUGUUUGUUGAAAUUCAUGGAAGUAAUCCCACAACCGAAGGAGAUCUUCGGUGGAGCAAGACAGCGGGUCAGAGGACCAACUCGACCGAACGCUUCAACGAAGAUAAAAGAGGUCGAAGAGAUGAGCAUCGACGCAAUGAUCAGAAAUUCGAAGAUCAGUUUUACACUAAGCUUAACACCAGCUACAUUCGGAUCAUAAGGGAGAUAAAGGACCGUAACAACCUCGAAUGGCCAUGGUCCAAGGGAAAACAACCACCAAGAACCGAGAAAUCAAGGGACUACUGUGAGUACCACUGCUUCAACGGUCACCAGACAGAGAAGUGCAAGAAUCUCAAGAUAAUGAUCCAAAAGCUGAUCGACGCUGGAGAUCUCAAGAAAUAUAUUCAAAAGACAGAAACCGAAGAAAGGACCCAUCGAAGUAAGCAAGUCCACCUACCUGAGAAUGACCGAACCAUCAACACCAUUUCUUGCUCAGAGCCGAGCGACCCAUCACUAACUGACCAAAUAGGAAAGAGAUUGAGAAAACAAUUCGAAUACUAUUGUGAGUUAUACAAGAUCGAUGGAGAAGAAGUAGAGGGACAUGAAGACUGGAUGAAUGCACCACUGACUUUUUCUGCCGAUGAUGUUGAGGAAGACACGGAAGACCAUAAUGAUGCUUUGGUGCUCAUGUUACCUGUCUCAGGAUGGACUAUAAAGAAGAUCUUGAUCGAUGGAUGGAGCUCAGUCAACAUCUUGUUCUACGAUACCUUCAAGCGAAUGAAAUUAAAUGAUGAGCAACUGAUGUCUUCUUACUACACUAUUUAUGGAUUCAACGGGAAGCUACAAAUCCCCUAG
Molecule: messenger RNA, 852 nt
Organism: Papaver somniferum (opium poppy)
Lineage: Eukaryota; Viridiplantae; Streptophyta; Magnoliopsida; Ranunculales; Papaveraceae
Exons: 2
Coding region: 1-852 (283 amino acids)
Source: RefSeq, a predicted model, not a curated record